AUGCUUCUUCAAGUAUACAGUACGUGUCUUGAUCCUCAAAAGGGCUGGUACGUCCUGAAUUCUGAUAUCUGCGGUUCAGAAGUUCGCAAAUUCAGCGACAAUGUUUUCUUCCGACGAUUUCCGGACGAAAUACACAAAGUGCCAUUCCGCGAACUCCGCGACGAGAGUGGAAAUGCUCUUGACCCGAACUUGUUUGGAGUCAAGUAUCAAAAAUGUAGCGUUGUUGUGGCUUCCACUUUAGGCCUUUGCGGCGCACUUCUUCGCCAACGUGAGUUAAACGACCAGAGCUACUUAUCAAGCGACUCGUUUAAAAGAAUUGCUGCUACCAUCAACGAUCACUGUGCCAUCACUGGCCUCCCAAGAAAUGGCACGAGUUCCACUGUUACAGCCCUUCAAAAGGAACUUGAGGAAGCAAAGGGGAAGAUCAGGGAUCUCCAAAGUAUUAUUGCCGACAAGAGUCCUGCAUUCAACCUUUCUACGGACGAAAAAUCGGCUGCGCCACCAAAACAAAAGAAAACAAGGCUUAGCAAAAAAAGCGCGGGAAAAGUUCUUCGUUCGAUGGAAGAUGUCUGUAGUAGGCACAAAGCUUCCGUGGCAUCCGUUCUUGGUCACCUGUGCACCCACGAUCCCCAACAACAGCCAAGUGAAGCUCGUGACAUAAUUUCUGAGAUUGUUACCUCUGUAACCGUGAAAAAAGGAGUGAAGAGAGGGCUCCAAACGCUUGUCCCUGAUGUUUUGCAGCAAUACAUGCAACAAUUCCGUGUCCCUGACUGGGUGCUUCUUUAUUUCAAACUUGAAGCCAAAGUUCCGGAUGAAGGAUGGCAGACAAUGAUAAAUCUGACGAAACUGGGAAGAACAGGGGUAAGCUAGAGUGAAUUGAUUAUUUUGCUACCAAAUCUAUUCUUUGUAAUUUAUAAGGGGGAUGGGGUGGGGGCUGGAUCAGAUAUAAAAUGUUUGGAAUAGACUUAAUGACUCUGUGUUAUAACCAUUCCCAAAGGAUUCCAGUGAUAAGGUAUUAUUACCGGCAUUUUAAUAAGGGUGGGAUGGAUUUCGCUGAAUAUACUGAAGAUUAGUUAUACCUUAUUCUAUUUUUAGUUAUGAGGUAAUUAUAGUUACAUGUAUAUCUGAGUAAUUUUGCUAAAAGGUGGACCCGCUUGGCUUUCCCUCAAGCCAGGGAGCAUGGCACCUUUCUAGGCGUCAGCAGGGAGCCCAGGUCCAGACUUAUCUGUGGCUGGGUGGCUUUCUUGUUUUGUGUCAAAACCAGGGGGGUAGGGAGGGGAGAUUUUGUCACUUUGAUUAUAGUUUCAAGUCAGAAAGCAGUGCAGCCAAAUUAAUGCUGUGACUUAUAAUCAUAACACUACUAACAGAGCUUGGGGGAAGUUAUUGACUAGUCAUAAGCUUCAUGGGUGGGAAGGGUGAUUAGUUGCUCCUUGGACUUGGCUGUCUAGGGACUCAGUACAGGCACCUUGUAAGAAAUUCACACAGAUAUAUAUUUUUAGUUUAAGUUAAUCAUUAUAAUGAUUAUAAUGUUAUUGUUACUUCAAGUCUUUUCGCACAUGUGUACAUACCUACAUCAUUGAUCAUUGCAUACAUAAAUAUAUGUACUUUAUUGAAUAAAGUGUUCCUCCCCCCCCCCCCACCCCCUCCCCCAUCUAACUGCUCCCCAACAGCAUUUUUUAAAGGAUGAUUCUAAAACAACAAAAACUUUUUGGGUGAGACAAUAAACAAAUUGUAUGUUUUAUUGACAGAAAGAUAAUGAUGCUAACAUUUUGCUCAACAAGAAUCAAAUCAAGGCAGUUCGCAGAAUGAUAUUCACCAUAGUGAAGAAAACCCUCGGUCUUUGCGAAACCCCUAAACCUUUAAAAGGAAGACAGGUUGACCUGAAGAACGUUCUGGCAUGGAUGAUUCGAGAGCAGCGGCUGCAUGGUUUAGACAAUGAUGAGGUGGAUACCAAUCUCAAGCUUGAUGGCAGACCAUUUUGGGGUAAUUAUCAGUAGCCUAAAUUUUCAACACCUCUGUUAAUUUGAUUUCAUUGGAGUAAGGUGGGUCCUUCCUUCACUAUUUUUUGUUUUGGUUUUAUUUUUGGGUAUGUGCAUUUGUGUAAUAUUUGACAAAUUGUAUAAUUAAAUUACCUGAUUAAGGGAACUUCAACAUUAACUUUGUUUCAGGAAAAUCUCAAGUAUUGGCUGGUCUUACGCCAAUUGACACCCCUUUCACAUCAAGCCAAAGCUGCAAAGCAGUCUAUCCUCUCGCAAUAGCCAACUGUACAGAAACAAGGUCUGUGUCUAUAAAAUAUAGCAUUUACAAAGGAAAAAUAUGGCAGUUAAAAAAUAGGUCAUAAUUAAAUUAUUGAUGAUACAUUACCCUGCAGUUUUCUUACAGGAAUAAUAAUAAUAAUAAUAACAAUAACAACAAUAACAAUAAUGCAGAGAUAAAAAUUAUUCCUGCCAUUGCUGUGUUCCUUUUUAUUAGUCAUGGGUAGUUUCAGUAUCUUUAUAGAAUUAAUUUGUGCAAAAGUCUUAUUUUCUUUUACUUAUUUAUUAAGAAAUUCAAUUAAUACUAUUGUUGUCAGUUACAAUGUAUAUCAAUCAGUCUGAAAAGCCCAGAUUCCAUUAUGCACUCAGCGAUAAUAUUAAUAAAUUUUUGUCUUCCUUUUUAUUUUCCCUGACUAAAUAAUAACCCUGACUAUGAAUCAUUUUUAAUAUUAAUUUUAAAAAUCAUUGUUAACAUUUUUAAAAUAAUUAAGAAUGAAUCAAAGUUGGGGGAUUUUUUGUGAUGAACGUCACAAGAAAAAAAAAAAACAUUGAAAGCAUAGUUGGAUCCAAGUGUUCAGUACCUCUAAACUAUCAUGAUUAUAUAUAACAGUUAAGGAGUUCUGCAAGGAAUAAUUUGUCACCAUUUCCUCAGGAGAAACCUGGAAUUGCUACUGAGAGACCUCACUGCACAAAAAAAGCACAUUGAAAAACAUGGCCUAACAGUUGAUGGCAAGCACUACAAAAUUAAAUUUACGGGUGUGUAUCCUCUUAUUCUAUUUCACCACUAUCUCUGUCACCAGAUUUCCUCAAGAGAGUUGUAAUGGAAUAUUCCUGUUAAUAUCAACAUCCAUAUGUGGUACAAUAGAAACCACACUCUACGGGUUUUCACUAGCUACCAAAAUUAAGGACUCAUGGAGCAACAGUUCUAAUUAUUACUUCAUUUUCAUUUAAUUACCUUUCUAGAAAAUAAAUACUUUAUGAUUGUAAUUCAUGGGUCCUGCGUAAAAUAUGUGUAUUUAAAUAAUAUGGCUUUUAGUACUUAUGUUCAACCUGUUUUACCCUUUUACUACUGUAAAGAUUGUUUUCAUCACAGUUAGUCAACAAAGCUUCAACUGCAUGACUGAUGAUAUUUAAGACUUUUCAUCAUGAUGCUCUUAAGACAGUGUAACUCAUGCAGUUACCUUCAUCUAAUCUGUAAAUGGCUUGUUUUAGUAUCAUAUGAUAAGGGACUGCUCUUUUAACAACAGUUACAGCUGACUACAAAGCUCUUUUGCUCUGCACACAAAGAAAAACUGGUGAGGAAGUCAAGUUGGGCGGGCAUGGAAAAGGAGUAGAAGCCUGCCUUUUUUGUACAGCAAUCCGGGUGAGUUUAGUAGUAAAGAAAUUCAAGAAUAACCAACAGCUGUAUUUGCAAUGGUUUAUUUUUACCUUUUAUGAUUAAUUUGUCUUUAUUUUCCCUUUCUGUCUAAUGGCAUAAAGGGGGUAUGAUGCUUGGGGAUUAUACAAAUAAUUUUAAAUAUAAAUAAUAAUAUUAUUUUCUUAAGUACAAGCUGGGCAUGGUUGAAUAUGGAUAACAAAGGUGUGUUUCACUUUGUUAGGACAGAACUAAAACAAAGUCAGUCGUAGUAAUAGGCUGAGAAUAAUGAUACAUACCAUAUAACGAUAAUAUAAUAAUACAAUCUGAUUGUUUUUGUCAGGGUUGCAACUGCAAGGGGGUUCCUGCAAAUGAAACGUGUGCUGAGUGCUUUUUAAAGGCCAAGGGGAACAUUGGAAAGUAAGAUAUGACUUGAUAUAAAUAUUAUAAUCAAAUAAACUAUUUUGUAUGGAUUUUGGAUUUUAAUAAAGUAUAUAUAACACUUUUUUCUUUCACAAUAGACUCCAUGCAAAAAUGGGCAUUACUUUGAUAUUCUUCUUUUGCUAUUUAAAUCAGCCUCACUAACCUUGCUUCAGAUAAGAUAUUACUUGGAAUUUUAAACUUGAAAACGAGGUAAGUGAGGCUGAUUUUAAUUAUAUCAACAAUUAUUAUAUAUUAUUUAGCAUACUAAUACAACAGGUAUCAUUAUUAAUUUUUAUCACCUUGUCAAUGUAGGUGGACGGGUGUGAGAGAUGAUCUGUUAAUCUUCUUCGAUGUUGAAGUUUCUGAUGUUAAUCUCUGUGCCCUCCACUGUGAGCUUAGAAACACAGAGCAACUUCUUGCAUCCCUGGGCCUCACUGCACACAGAUGUGGAUCACUAAAGGAAUGCAACCUCGUGUUGUCCGAAUAUGGGCCAGAAACAAUGGUUAAAGAUCGCAUCGUUGUAAAGCUGAAGGAAGGCCAACAAACAGAUGUAGACAAACACAACAUCAAAGUUAGAUCAUUUUCAGGUACCUGAGUGAUGUAUUUUUUAAGUUUAACAUGUGGCAUAAUGUUAUGAUGCAUCUUUUUCAUUAUCGAUAAUAAUUACUUUUUAUUUUUACAAUUCAAAUCAUUUGUGACAUGGGCUGAGUCCUUAUUCACUUGAAUGUUCUGAUCAUGGUUUUUAACACAGGGCCUGAAUGGCCAAAAUGCAAUACAAAUGUAAAAAAAAAAAAGAAGUGCGCAACAUAUGUGCAUAACACAAAAUGUGCAUAACACAAAAUAUGAAGGAAAGAAUUCGGAAAAGAAUAAAUUGUUGCUGUUGGGUUUUUAGUAAAAAAGGACUUAAAGUACCCAAGGUAUAGGAAAGACAUGUGGCCUACAGUGGGGGGUAGAAUUAUAACAAAGAACCCUGCAUAAUCAGUAAACAGAUGCAAGUGCCAGUAAGUUCCAGCAUACUUCCCCAUAUUUUCUUUAAACCAAAUCUUUAUUAUUAGCAGAAACAUCCAUAAGGCAGCCAGUAGCAUUAGAGUCACAAUUGGGUGUCCACUCAUACAGGUUUCAAUAAAGUAUAUACUGUAGAGUUACAGUUACAUAAUUAUAUACAGACGGCUGUUUAGUCUUCCUUAUUUAUGCUAUAAAUAUUUAACUUCAACAGUAAUGCUAUAACAAGAAUUAAUGUGACUUUACAGACUAAUGGAUUUUUACCUAAUUUUAUUUGCAGGCAACACUGAACAGGCUUUCUUGAACAACUAUGAAGACAUAGUGGAUUCUUCCUUGCCAGUUCAAAAGGUCAUGAAUCUUUUUCCAGACAAGGAAGCUGCUGAGGAUUCUGUUCUUGCUAAAAUAUCUUACUGUGAAGAAAGAACAGAGGUUUGUUUAACUUCAUUCUACUGUGAUAUAUAUUAUCUUAUACACUGAAUAUUGUCAAUGAGGGGCACUUUUCAUGUUCACAUGUAUAUUAUAUAAUCACCACAAUCAGGAAAUAUUAGAGUACAACUAAAUAGUGAAGUAUGACCUUCAUUAAGGCAAUAAUAAUGAAAGUAAGUCAUAGAAUGUUGUCCCAGAUUAGUUACAGCUACAAUACACUGACAAUCAGUCUUUUAAUGUUAACUGUUUCUUGCUAUUAGUAUUACAGAAACCUACUUGAGAGUGGUGAAUUUCAACGGGACAAUGGAGCAGAGGGCUUGGAAACUGUUGCUAUUGCUGGCACAGGUGGGGAAAGACUUCAUAUAUUUACCCUGCAAUUGGCAAAAUAGAAAGCACAAUAUUUAGCUGAAUCUGGCAUUACGACCUGUAUACACUUUCAACAUUCCAGUUUAAUUAAAAAAAAGCCAUGUUAGAAAUGAUUUUCCAUUCAAGGCCCAGUUGUCUGCAUUCUGGUUAGCAUUAAACUACAGUAGGUUUCUUUAUCUUUUUAUCAAAAGCGCUCUCUCGGGUAAAUUUCUUUAUUCUUUUUAGAGUAUCCAAUCAUCAAUUGUAGGCAAAGAGUAUUAAACUCUAAUAUUCAAAUUUUGCAGUAACCCCGAGUUAUCUUAACCUGGCUUCAAACAACCUGGCCCAAAAGUCAUCAGCUAUCUGGCCUACAGCUGCAUAGCUUAUGAUGAAAGAAAUUUAGUGCUUUGUUAUUUUCAGUCUGCCUCAUUUACCUUUUGGUAAAUUAAUGUUAGUUUUUUUCUAUAGAUCUUGAAGAAUAUUUUUCUAUAGAUCUUGAAGAAUAAAAAAAAAAGAAAUUCUGGGAACAAUGCUCUAAAGACCUAGAGGACAAGUACACUAACGCUGAACAAGCUGACAACGCACUUGCAUUGCGCCAAUACGCUGCAGAACUGGAAAUUUUAAGAUACAAAGAGGUUUGAAACAGUUCACUAUAAAUUAUAAUCUAUUUAAUUUAGUAGUUCACAUGAAUGUGGCCUAGUAUAUUGGUAACAUCCAUAUAGUAUUAUCGGCCUGCAGCAAUGAUAUGAAGCAAUCUUAAUUUAGUUAUAAAAAUGUUGAUUUUGUUAUUGUGCACUUCAGGUGUUCUCUCAGUGGAAAGAUAUUGCUUCAGUUAUACGCCACAGAGUGUUUAAGGAUGAUGAAGAUUAUGAAAUUGAUAAAUAUGAUAUCCAGGUAACAACUUAGUCACUAUUGAAUUUAUAGUAAUUUAUAAUUUAUAGUAUUAUGUAACUUGACUUAAAUGCCUGUAAUGUUUAACACCUGAGUGCUUUUAUUUCAUCCCAAACAGUGCAAAGAGUGGGGAUUUCUUUGUCGUGAACUAUUUGGCCUAGGACUUGGUACAGGUGACUAUGGGCAUAUGACCAUUGAACACAGUCCAAUGCUCAUGCGUCGCUUCAAGUCAAUGGCACGAUACUCAAACCAAGGUUUUGAAGCAGCACACAAAGUUCACAGGCAGCUGUAUGCUCAUUGCACAAAUCAUGAUUCAACGGCAUCUGAGUCAUCAAGUGAGUGGAUUUAGAAGUCUAUAAAACAAACUUGGAGCAUGUGGAAUAUGGCCUUAAGUCACUAUAUGGAUUUGAAUAGAGCCGAAUUACUUAACAGGAAGUCUCUCAGACCUUUUCCAAGCACACCUGUAAUAUUGCUACAAUAUCUCUGCGAUUUUAUUACCCGUACAUUUGUUAAAUACUGACUGCUGAGUUAAUGCCAACAAAAGAUUGGUAAAUCAUAGUUCUGUUUGAACAAACUGCAUAUUCUAUAUAUAAACCAUUUUAAUUACUAGUAAUAAAUACAGUGUAAAUAACCUUUUCCUGAAUAAAACAGAUCUUUGAAGACAAAAACAGCACCAUUCAAAAAUUAUUCUACCUUCAUAACAUUACUACAUACAAUACAAUACAAAUUCUAUAAUAACCUCUAUAUUUCUUUCAAUAUUUUAGUUGAGCAGAUGUUCCUCCAUCACUAUUCAACAAAGCUGUUGUAUCUCCGACUAUGCUUUCAGCAGGCAAAAAAGUGCUCUGGUUCAUCAGGUGAAUUUACAAAGCCAGAAUAAUGUUCUAAAUUUAAAAACAAAAUACAGAGGUGAUGUAUAUAUAAUACUUUGCAAUACAAUAAUUAACAUGUAAAAUUUUCAUUCUAAUAUUAUUAUAAAAAGCAAACCUACGAUUUUAUGUACGAUACUCUACUUGCAAAUUAACCUCUUGCAUGUUCACACUAGUAAUCCAUUUUAAUUACCUUUCAAUUAGGAAAGAGCUUCUUCUUUCGUGGUUGUGGCUGGCCCUCUACUAAACCAAAGCCAGAAUGGUCCAUUGAGGAUAAAGCUUGGAUAGCAACAGUUAACAAGCUAAUGGACAACCUAUUUGGCAAAGACUACCUUGGUUAUCACUAUGACAAAAGCAAGGUCUGCUUUGUUAAUGAAGAGGACUUACCCGAUUUCGAGUACAACCAUGAUGAAUGGGAAGAUAGAUACUACCAAACCCUGAAUUGCACUCCACUGUCUCCUCGAUCCCCUUAGCAAAGAGAGGCAAGAAAGGUGAAGAGUCACAGGCAGAGCAGAAGUUCAAACCUGCAAAAAAGAUGCCUUUUCCCUGCUCCCAAAGCAAAUUCUUGUCCACUGCCAUCUGCAGUGAGUGCAAAACAGCAGUCCCAACCAACCCAGCAAAUUCAAAGCCCUGUCAGCAUACCAAAAUCACUAAAACCUGUGCAAGAACCUCUGAAGUUAUGCAUGUCACAAACUGCAACAAGGCAAGAGUUGUCACAGAUUAAACUGCCUCCAGUUACAAAUAUAAUCCGUGAGACAGAAGUUGUGCCUAUUUUUGGUAACUUUCAAGAGGACAAUCCUUACUCACUUAAGAGUCGUCCUUCUGAACACAUAAUGACAAUAGCACACAAGAUCAUUAGCACCUGCUCUGCACAGUUGAUAGACGGAAAUACCAUCCAGUUAGAUGAUGAGGAUGAUCCAAGUGGAGUCAAAAUUGGUACACUGGGAAACUUCGAUACUACUGGCAUUGACAUCCUUUUGAGAUACUGCUCCAUUGCAAAAAUGCAACACAACUUUAGAGAUGAAAUGGCAUGGCUCCAUUUCAACCCUGACAAGUUUAGUCUUGGAGAAACUGAAAUCAAAUACCUCUGCACCUUUUUUGAAAGCAGUCCCCAUGACCCAUUGCGUGUGGUAACUUCCCUUGAUGGAAUUAAUGUUGAUUUCAAAUCAGUCUCUACAUUGGUUGGUGAGCGUUACAUUGACAACUUUAUUAUUGAUUAUUGCUUGAAGAAGUCAUUAAUCAGUAGUCAGAAACAAACAAAGAGUACUAGUUCAAUUCUGUGUUUGCCAGCUGAAGCCUUGUCAUGGUUGGAAAAUCAAGAUUUGGACCCUAUCAAAACUGUCAUUCAAAAGGACCUCCACCAUCCAAAUGAACUUAAACUUAUCCUAAUGCCAGUACACAUGGAAGACAAACAUCACUGGGGCCUUGUCUGUGUUGACCUUGACAUGGUGGCUAUAUGGUAUGAUGAUGGACUCAAAGUUGCCCCACCAGAAAAUCUCUGUAACUCUGUGGGUACUUUGGUCAAGCUUUUGAGAGACAUGUUCCCAUCAGUUGCUGACAGAAUGGCACUUACCGGUAAUCACUUUUCCACACAGCAGUAUAGGCGAAUAGGCAUGCCUCUGCAGAGACUUGAUGGUAAGACAGCUGGUGGUGGAAGCUGUGGGAUGGGAGUUAUAUUACUAGGUCAAGAUAUCAUCGUUGAAGAGAGAGUGCCCCCUAGUCGAAUCAUGUGGACCUUUGAAGAAUCCAACUACUACAGGAAGAAACUGAUGCUGUAUAUGCUGACAUGA
Porites lobata is the source of this 9352-nucleotide messenger RNA. The record is from the annotation of a GenBank genome assembly. Lineage: Eukaryota; Metazoa; Cnidaria; Anthozoa; Scleractinia; Poritidae.